Messenger RNA from Xenopus tropicalis (tropical clawed frog), 2491 nucleotides. RefSeq names its product serine/threonine-protein kinase N2. The coding region runs from base 1148 to 2026 and encodes 292 amino acids. The record is from RefSeq and is a predicted model, not a curated record. NCBI's taxonomy places the organism in Eukaryota, Metazoa, Chordata, Amphibia, Anura, Pipidae. Gene Ontology annotation, molecular function: ATP binding; protein serine/threonine kinase activity; protein kinase activity. The transcript is spliced from 9 exons.
UUCUCUUCUCUUUUUCAAUAUAUACAUGUAAGAGAAUGCCCAUGCCCACCAUCUUAAUGCCCAUAAUGGCACAGGGCAAAGUGUGCACUAUUCACAUACGGGCAUAAAACUUGCACUUAGGUUAUAGCAUAGCUUGUGUAUAAUGGAAAACACAACAUUUCAGCAGGUGAAAAUAAACAUGGUCACUUGCACAGCAUUUUGCCCACAAUUAUAAAUGAUUUGUUGUUUAAUAUUUUUUCUGUAAUUUUCUUCACUUCACCUUUACAGAACUUUUCUUAUACUGAACCUACAUUUGUGAAGAUACAUGAAAUUACUGAUGUGCUGGAGCCUCCGGUGGAGUUCAUUGCCACUGUAGAGAUGCCCGACCACCCGGUGCCAUUAAUGGAUUCUCCUGAAGUGAUUGAGCCUCCGAAAAGUGAGGUUGGAAUGUCCCACACUGUUGGACAAAUGAUCCCAGCACAGGAGGAGGGUGGAUUUGAGCCAGAAGAGGACACGGUAGAUAACUUUACUGCCACCUCUUCUAGUGUCCCAUCAAUUGUAAGUACAUUCCAUGUAUUCUUUAGAAAUUAUGUGCAUAUCAUGUUCUUGUAAUAUUCAGUCUUCAUAUGAUAUAUAAUUACUUUUGUUCCUUUGCAGUGUGAAGUGGUUGACAAUGGCUCAGAGUCAGACGCCGAGUUAUUAGGAGCAGACGGACCCUCUGACAGGUAUUGCUUUAUACCAUAAUCUCUGGUAUUAGUAUUCUGCUAUCAUUCUUCUUGCCAUUGUUAUUAUGACGGUGUUUUUUCUUUUCAGCUCCAUACCCAGAUCUGUCAUGUCUCUGGAAAACUUCAAUCUGGGAAAAGUAUUGGGUGAAGGCACCUUUGGAAAGGUGUUCCUGGCAGAGUACAAGGACACAAAACAACUGUGUGCCAUAAAGACCCUCAAGAAAGAGAGGAUUAUUGCCAAGAGGUCAGUUAAAUGGGCAUCAUUACUAUUUCUCUGCAAUCUCCUAAUAUCUUUAAUUUAGUCAUAUAUUUAUAUUUAUAAUGAUUUGCUUUUGCUGUCUCUGCACAGAAAAAUGGCAAAGUGUUGUCAGUAUGAUAAAAGUUUAUUGCUACUUUAAACAAAAAGUGAUUAAUGAUCUUUUAAUGAUAUUUUAGUGUUCCCCAUGCAGGCCGCAUGUAGUGACAGUUUUAUAUUCUCUCCCCCCAGUGUUUUCAAGGAGAAGCGAAUCCUUCAGAAGGUUACCAGCGCAGAGCACCCAUUCCUGGUUUCCUUAUACGCCACAUUCCAGAGUGAGAAUCACCUCUUUUUUGUAAUGAAGUAUCUUCCUGGAGGUGAUCUGUGCCAUCUGCUCGAGCAUCAAGGAGCAUUUGAGGAAUCAAAAGCCAUGUUUUACACUGCCUGUAUAGUGCUCGGCCUGGAGGAAUUGCACCGGAACAAUAUUGUUCAUAGAGAUCUGAAACUGGAAAAUCUAAUGGUGGAUGUACAUGGCUAUCUGAAAAUCGUGGAUUUCGGCCUGAGCAAAGAUGGUUUCAGAUAUGGAGAUCGCAGUAAGACCCGGUGCGGAACAAACUGCUACAUGGCCCCAGAGAUCAUUGAUGAGAUGGCAUACAGCAGGGCCGUUGACUGGUGGGCCCUUGGGGUUGUGUUAUAUGUCAUGAUCAUGUUCCAGUUCCCAUUUGAUGCAGAAGAUGACAUGGAAUUAUUUGAGAGCAUCAGGAAUGACAAACCUGCCCUGACAGAGGAAUUGUCAGAGGAAGCUCAGUGCCUAAUACUAAGAUUACUGGAGAAGAAUCCAUGUCAUCGCCUCGGAUCCAGCGAGGCCGGUGCUGAAGAGGUUAAAGCCCAUGAAUUCUUUGAAGAUAUUGAUUGGGAAGAAUUUCUUGAAAGAGAACAGAUGCCUCCAUUUAAACCAGAUGUCAGUGGCCUUACAGAGAGUACCAGGCAAUCUGAAUGCCAAGCCUGGGGAUUAAUGCCACCAGCUGAAGCGAUAUCACCAGAGGCACAAGAGCUAUUUGAAGGAUUUGACUAUUCAGCUGAGUGAGAGGCAAUUGCAAGGGGCAGAUAUAUGGCUGGAAAGGGCGGGUGGUGGGCCAGUCCAUAUACAAAUCAGAAGCCUCAAUGACUUGAAGUUAAUAUCAGAUGCCCCAAGUCAUCAGUUUCUGAAGGAACAGUCUAAUGGCAGUGCCAAAGUAUCUGUACGUCAGCCUUAAGGGGCAGAGUUCUGGACUGAGAGUCAAAAGAGACCCUGGCAUUUCAAGUACAGAGAUCCGAACAGCCCCUUGUGGCAUUUGCCAGAAUCUACCGAUUGCCACUCUGGGCCUGCCCCAGAUACACAUGAGACGCCUCAUUGGUACAAAAUGGAUAUCAGAUCCCCCGACAUCAAGUUGUGGAGGAACAGCCUAAUGGUGGAACAACAGUACCUGCAGGUGAGCCCACGUUCUUACAGAUAAACCCUUUAUAAGUUCAGUUACUAAAAGCCAUUAGUAAAUGUUAUGUACGUGUUAAA